CGUGCCUUCCACUACCGCCAACUCCCAACAUCAUCAGCCCCACGAUUCCCACCAGAUACCCAGCGUUUGUCACCACCACCCAGACACUCGACUUCAAAAACGAACGGCCUGAGUCAAAGCUGCGGAAAUAUCCAACCCCCACUCCGAACCCCUCCCACGAAUUUCCCAGUCAUCGGUGGUCGAACAUGAACGUCGACACCAUCUCCGACUUCCUCGGCGAGCAGCGGGACAGCGCCCCCGAUGAGCUGCAACCCCUCAUUCUCGAGUUUGAGACACUAUGGGAACGCAAGCUAUGGCAUCAGCUCACCAACCAACUGAUCGAGUUCUUCAACAACCCGGGCAGCGCACCGCAGCGCUUACAGUUCUACAAGGUCUUCGUCCUCAAGUUUGCUGAUAAAAUCAACCAACUCAAGCUCGUCGACCUUGCGUUGAAGGCGGCCACACAAUGUAGAGACAACCAGGAGCGGCUCUCCUUCAUGGAAGCGGUCGUCAAGAAGGUGGACAACGAAGAGUCACAGGACGCCCUGGUGUUCGCCACGAUUGCGGUGGCCCGCGUGAGGCUCGACCUCGAGGACCUCGACGGCGCGAGGAAAGACUUGGACCGGGCAGAGCGGGUCCUCGAGAGCUUCGACUCGGUCGAGACGAUCGUGCACGCGGCCUUCUACGGCGCCAACGCCGACUACUACCAAGCCAAGGCCGACUUCGGCUCCUACUACCGCAACGCGCUCCUCUACCUCGCCUGCAUCGACAUCAAGUCCCUCUCCCCCGCCGAGCGGCGCAGCCGCGCGUACGACCUGUCGAUCGCCGCGCUGGUCAGCAGCAGCAUCUACAACUUCGGCGAGCUGCUGCUGCACCCGAUCCUGGACGCACUCUCGGAGCGCGAGGAAGACAAGUGGCUGCGCGAGCUGCUCUUCGCGUUCAACCGCGGCGACCUGGCGGCAUACGACGUGCUGGCGAACCACAUCAAGUCGAACGCGCUCCUGGCCCAGCACGCGCGGCAGCUGCGCGAGAAGAUUUACCUGGCGGCGCUGACCGAGGCCGUGUUCCGGCGCCCGCCGCACGACCGCGCCAUGACCUUUGCCACCAUCGCGGCCGAGACCAAGGUGCGGCCCGACGAGAUCGAGCACCUGAUCAUGAAGGCGCUCAGCCUGGGCCUGCUGCGCGGCACCAUCGACCAGGUCGACGAGGUGGCGCACAUCAACUGGGUGCAGCCCAAGGUGCUGGACAUGAAGCAGAUCGAAAACAUGCGCGGGCGGCUAAAGGAGUGGGACUCGAGCGUCAACCAGCUGGGCAACUGGAUCGAGACCGUGGGGCAGGACGUGUGGGCGGCAUAGAUAGGGGAGGGGUGAGAAUGGGACAAAAUAUUACGGCCACGGACACAUACAUGAUGACAUGCCUUGUAUGAUGAUAGACUCGCCACGUCUAAAUGACAAACCAUGAGGCGUGCUAAGACCGCCCAUCGU
Messenger RNA from Chaetomium fimeti, 1463 nucleotides. RefSeq lists its product as uncharacterized. NCBI's taxonomy places the organism in Eukaryota, Fungi, Ascomycota, Sordariomycetes, Sordariales, Chaetomiaceae. Gene Ontology annotation, cellular component: cytosol; nucleus; proteasome regulatory particle, lid subcomplex. Gene Ontology annotation, biological process: ubiquitin-dependent protein catabolic process. The record is from RefSeq and is a predicted model, not a curated record. The transcript has 2 exons. The coding region runs from base 186 to 1334 and encodes 382 amino acids. Gene Ontology annotation, molecular function: structural molecule activity.